This is a messenger RNA of Mytilus trossulus (common blue mussel), 1091 nucleotides long. RefSeq names its product ceramide synthase-like. The record is from RefSeq and is a predicted model, not a curated record. The coding region runs from base 13 to 819 and encodes 268 amino acids. Gene Ontology annotation, biological process: lipid homeostasis. NCBI's taxonomy places the organism in Eukaryota, Metazoa, Mollusca, Bivalvia, Mytilida, Mytilidae. Gene Ontology annotation, cellular component: endoplasmic reticulum; membrane. The transcript has 5 exons.
AAGUGUUUAAAGAUGGAGGUCGCCGGCCUAACUCUGGCCGGGGGUGUAACAUUUUCAUGCACAUAUCUUUUAAUAAGACGUAUAUUAUUGUCAGGUUUCAGUCAUAAAAUUUCUACCGACAUCCUGUGUGACUUGAGUUUAAAAAUUGUGUCCAGUCUGCAAGCCAUUGCCUCAUUCACAAUUGGAAAUAUUAUAGCCACAGCAUGCCAAGGAAACAUAAUGACAGAAAGACACUGGUUGACCAACAGUUAUGCUGUCUUUGCCCUGCCAUACUUUGUAUAUGAUGUUGGAGCCAUGUACGAGGUUCAUUACCACCAAUAUAAAGAAAUUCAAAAGAAACCUUUGUUGUUUGGAAUUCAGCAUUUCUUAAGAAGAAACAAAGCCAUGAUGAUACAUCACAUAGUCCUACCAAUUAUCUUUUAUCCAGCUAUAAUUCUCUUGAGAAAAGGGUAUGGAGAUUUUUUCGUUGGUAUAUUUUAUCAGAUAGAGUUAGCCAUUCCAUUUAUAGUAUUCAGAGGAGCACUUGCAGAGCUGAAAAUGAAGGAUACAGCAUUAUAUGUGAUAUCAGGAUUAUUAAUGAUAAUUACAUUUGCCGUUACCAGAGUAACAGUGUUUCCAUAUCUCUACUGGAGGUAUAGUAUACAUGCCAAUAUAUCCUUCUGGGAUGUCCCAUGGAACAUACCGAUAAAGUGUAAUGUAGGCUGUCUUAUAAUUUUAGUAUUACAAGUGUAUUGGUUAGCUAUUAUGGUUAAAGGAGCUGUCAGAGUGUUUUACAAGAUGUAUAUCACAAGAAUAUCAAAAAAGUCUUCAACAGAAUAAAUCUCAGGGAUAUUAUUUUGUUAUGAAUUAGGUCAAAAUAACAAAUAUGUUUGUUUCCCCUUCCCCCCAGUCAAAAAAUUAUUUUCCACAAAAAAAAUAAAAAUAAUUUUAUUCCAGAAAAUAAUUUGUCUCCAUUUUUUAAAAGAGCUUGAGAGCAAAAGGAUUAAUGAUCUAAAUUAAUACACUCAAAUAGAGCACAAACAACUGCCUGGUCUGUUUACAAAGAGUCGACUCGGGGAGGGAAAACAGACAUCCCUCUAAAUGUGGCCGUG